Messenger RNA from Callorhinchus milii (elephant shark), 1258 nucleotides. RefSeq names its product zinc-binding protein A33-like. The record is from RefSeq and is a predicted model, not a curated record. The transcript has 5 exons. Gene Ontology annotation, molecular function: zinc ion binding. The coding region runs from base 203 to 1105 and encodes 300 amino acids. NCBI's taxonomy places the organism in Eukaryota, Metazoa, Chordata, Chondrichthyes, Chimaeriformes, Callorhinchidae.
GGCCAUUGGCAAUGAGACUGGGCUGUGGACAGAUGUGUGGUUCUGGCUGUUGGCCUCUCCUCUCUGCGCUUUCAGUCGGAAUUCUUUCUGAUACAAUAAUAAUGUCAUCGCAAACCUGAGGAACCGGUUUGGGAGGCAACUGAGCCUUUGCCACGUCCACAUAUAGUCUGAGAAGCCAAACAGGUUAGUGUUUGGGCUGAACAUGGCUUCGGGACUCCAGGCUGAGUGCUGGACCGAGGAGCUAAACUGUGCCAUUUGUCUGGAGUUCUUCACUGAUCCUGUUAGUCUGGACUGCGGCCACAACUUCUGUCGCUCCUGUGUCGCCGGGAGCUGGGAAAAGCAGGAGAAAAACUCCUGUCCAGUAUGUCACCAAGUUACUGUGGAGAGGAACCUCCAGGUCAAUUGGGCUCUGUCCAAAAUGGUGGAGAAAGCUCGUGAAUUCACUCUGGACCCGACACAGGCGGCAGUUAAACGUCAGUGUGAGAAACACCGGGAGGACCUGAAGCUGUUCUGUGAAGAUGACAAGAAAUUGAUCUGUUCCAUUUGCAGAGAUGCGAAAGAGCACAGAGGUCACAGCUUUCUGCCCAUUGACGAAGCUGCUGAAAUCUACAAGGAUCAAGUGAAGUCCUCCAUAGCUUCUCUCACACAGAGGAAGGAAACUGCUCUACAAACUGAAGCCAAACAGAGAGAAAAGAUUUCACAAGUUAAGGAACAGGUGAACAGUCUGCAGACCCACGUUACGGGUGAGUUUGCUAAAAUGCACCAGAGUCUGACGGACAGUGAGCAGCGUGUGAUGCGAGAUCUCAGACAACGAGAGGAGGAGAUUGUAAAGCGAAUGGAGACAAAUCUGCGAGAGAUUCAAUGCAAAUUAGAUUCUGUUGAACAACAACUCUCCGAGUUACAGACACAGAUGGGAAAAGACGCUUUCACCUUCGUACAGGAGGAAGCUGCUGUCAAAAGAAGGGUCAGUGACGAGGUGUUUGAUCUGUCAGUGUGUGAGGAUGAGCUGCCUGUGGCCAAGUACAAAUGGCCUUUGAAGAACACAGUAUGGAGACAGAUUAUAGACAACAUCAGCCCAGGUAAAUGUCUCCCAUUCUCACCCUGAACCCGUGUCAAUAGACUUGUAUUCACAUGGUUCCCAACACAUACCCUCCACACACUCCCUCACACAAACACAUACCGACUCCUCACUCACAUUUGCACAUAAUCGCAACACCCUCACAGACACCCGCACACAACUCACACACACACGCUUUGC